AUGGAAAAGGUUCUGGGAGCACUAGCUGCUCUUCAGAGGAGCCGGGUUCAAUCCCCAGCACCCACAGGCACCCACAACUGUCUGCAACCCCAGUUCCAGAAGAGAAAUAAAUUAUUCUUUUCAAAAGAAAAAGACGUAAAGGCCGGAGCGGAAAUGUCACCAGGAGAUUUUCAGGUGGGUCGGCUUGGAAGGUCAGGAGUCGUGCUCCUUCGGGUGGGGAGCACUGGGUUAGGGCGCCGUGGCAUUCAGGGGGUUAAAGCAGUCGCUCUCCUCCGACCUGGGGCUGCGACGUCGCUGCUCCCCACGCUUCAGUUGCUCAGACCCAGUUUUCGGGGAAAGGACUCUGGGAUGCCGCUGUGUGCCCGGCUGUUGUCACAGUUGGGUACGGAGAAGGACCGGCCUGGAGAGCAUCUUCAGAAGGUUCUCCCAAACCGUGGCGCUCUCGGCGCUGCUCAGAGUGCCUUAUCUCAAAGAAGAAGAGAAAUGAUCCUGAGGGGCAAAGCAGACUUCUCAGAUAACAGAAAUGGUGACUUUCCAAACCAGAGCGGAAGGUGCUACUGCUCGCCCAGGAGCCAAACUGCAGGCAAGGGGCAGGGAGAGCGCCGGGCAGGAAGAGGCUGGGAUGCUGGGCAGGGGGAAAGCGCUGGGGCGCAGAGGAAAAGCGUUACGGUGCUCCUGUCCUCUCGCUGCAAAGAUGUGUCCCGUUUUCCUAAAGUGUUUGGCGUGUCUCUGAAGGCAGGAGAAACUCGAGAGAGACAGGGUACAGUCUCAGGGACGGACCCUGCCGUUCCUACUCAAGAUCUCUCGCGCAUAAAGACGUGCUCUCGACCCUCAGACGAGCCUCUCUGGACUUUGACAGCCUAAACGGCCCCUCGGCAGGUUUGACUACGAAGAAAAGGAAAACCUUAAGACUCCAAAUUCCUGAUGAGUUACCACAGCAAAGUUUUCACAACCCUCUGGCGCAAUUUCACAGUCUUCUCGCUGUGGCUGUUCAUAUACUGCGAAAGGAGGCCACUGAGUUUAUGGUGGCCAGUGGGACAGACAAGAAAUGACCUGAAAGCCCAGGGGACAGCUGCGUCUCCCGGCUGCUGUCAAGUGCCUCCGGGACGAAUGUGUGCACUUUGGCUUAAAAGGGUUACUAAGUGAUUCCCCUGGGAAUUCCCACUGAGGGUAAGUGAUUCACGGCUUAUUUUCAAACCAUCUCUUUAAUGCUGUUCUUCUAGAUCUACUGCACAGGAUGUAAUAAUAUGUUACAUAGAACAUACUUAUGCAGUGGGUGACAAUCUGCAUUUACCAACACGCUCACUUACCUUACUCAGCUGAUCUGCAUCCAGAGCUGGAAAGCUCAGUAGCUGAACCACGAGCUCAAGUACACCCAGCUGAAGAGGCUCUGAGGAACCAGGAGCCGGGUUAGAGGAGCAAAACCUCUGUGAACAUCUCCUCAGGAGCGUCUCUUCAAGGGUCUGCUGAGGGACAGUCUCCAGCGAUGUCUACCCCGUGCUUGAAGUCUCUGUAUGAGUCCAUCUUUACGUUUUUUUUAUCAUUUUAUUUGUAUGUGCUUAUGGGUAGUCAUGUAGUAAUCCUGUAUAGGUGAUCACACGUGUACACGGUGGGUAACAGUCGGUGGACACAGAGUCCCAGUGGACCGUUGAUUUUGAGGGCCAGUCUCACUGCGUGACCCUCACUGACCCGGGACUCCCUCACAGACACCCAGCUGCUUCUGGUUUUCAAGUACUGUGUGCUGCCAUGUCUAGCCUAAUGGACGCGCGCGCGCGAGCGCACGCGCGUGCGUGCGUGCGUGUGUGUGUGUGUGUGUGUGUGUGUGUGUCAAAAAUUCUAUCCUGUUAUUUCCUUGAUUGACUGAUAUUUCUCUUAAGAAGUCAGUUUGGUGGAGGAAGGUGGAUGGGAAGUAUGGGGAACAGACUAGAGGAGAGGAUGAAGGGAAAACUUUAGUCGGAAUGUAAUAUAUGAG
Molecule: messenger RNA, 1972 nt
Organism: Meriones unguiculatus (Mongolian gerbil)
Lineage: Eukaryota; Metazoa; Chordata; Mammalia; Rodentia; Muridae
Exons: 2
Coding region: 1-864 (287 amino acids)
Source: RefSeq, a predicted model, not a curated record